Galeopterus variegatus (Sunda flying lemur) is the source of this 3122-nucleotide messenger RNA. It is a transcript of the gene SRRM4, whose product is annotated as serine/arginine repetitive matrix 4. Gene Ontology annotation, biological process: neuron maturation; regulation of RNA splicing; mRNA processing. Lineage: Eukaryota; Metazoa; Chordata; Mammalia; Dermoptera; Cynocephalidae. The coding region runs from base 1714 to 2358 and encodes 214 amino acids. The record is from RefSeq and is a predicted model, not a curated record. The transcript is spliced from 5 exons. Gene Ontology annotation, cellular component: nucleus. Gene Ontology annotation, molecular function: mRNA binding.
AAUCCCUAGCUAUUUACGUCAUGCCAGCUAUGAGCAAAGGGCUCAAUAAAUAUGGGAUGAGUGGAAGAGACAGCAGCUCUAAACCGGGUGAACCAUAGGCACUAAAGGUAGGGAACUGGUGAGGUGGCAGAGGCAGGGGCUUUGGAGCUAGACAGAUCAGGGUUUGGGACUCCGGGUGGCCUUUGGGACUCUAGGUUACAGUUGCCUGCCCAAGGCCUUGAACAGGUAACUAACUCUUCUGAGUCUACUGUGUAAAUUGAGGAUAAUAAUAGUGCCAACUCCAUAUGGUUGUUGGGAAGACUAAAUGAAAUGAUGCUUUUGAAGUACCCAGGACACUGAAGAGUCUUGAAAUAUUCAUUCCACAGCUAUUUAUUGAUGACCUAGGAUAUAUGUACCAAGCUCUGUGCCAGGUACUGGGAUACAGUGUCCAGAGAGACAUGACUCCUGUCCCUAAGGAGUUCAAUGUCUAGGGCAGGAAGAGACCACCUACCAUUAUAAGACUGAAUUAUAUAGGGAUGGGGGAAACAGGGGCUAGAGUCUGUGGUAACACAUUGGAAAUCACCCAACCCAGACUGGGGGAUGGGGGUAGGAAGGCUUCCCAGCAAAGGUGAGGUCAACCAUGAACCAUGAGUAGGAGUUGCCAGGUGAAGAGAGAAGAGGAUUGCAGACAGCCAGAAUGUUCUAAGGCCUAGAGACAAGGGAGAGAAUAGGGAUAUUCCAGGAGGAACAAGUAGUCUACUAUGGCUGAAGUCAAGAGCUGAGAUUGCAGUAAGCAGGGGCUGGGCCAUGAUGAGCCUUGAAAACCAUAUUAAUGUGACUUGAACUUGAAUCUUGGCACAAUCCUAAUGAAUGCAUCUUUACUAAGAACCCACCAGGAGUCUAAUGUGGCCCUAGGCAGGGUGAGGAAUACGGAAGAUAGGACCCUGUCCUUUCAGUGAUUCUGAAAAAGCCUCUACCCUCUUUGGGGUCUCAAUUCCCCCAUCUGCAAAAUGAGCUACACCAAAAUUUCUCAAACUUAAACCUGCUACAUGUCACCUUCUUGAUUUUUACCAUAUUCAUGUAUUAUUAGUACUCUUAUUUUCUUUAAUAAACUCAUUUCUUUAUGUAAGUAAACUUAAAGGAAACUUACAGUACUUUCUGAAAUAGAAAACUAGUAUAACUUGUCCUAGACAGAAGGCACUUCUAAAAAUACAUAUGACUAAAACAAUGUGUUUAAUUCUAGCUAGUUACAGUUGCCUGCCCAAGGCUCUGAGCCCUAGGCCUGCUCCUCUCUCUUUGGGAGAUUACAAAGUGUUAGAGAGGUGUUAAAAACCUAUUAGCACCCACCUGGCUUUCUCAUUUAUGUAAUCACAUGGACUGAAAGUCUGGUAAGGGAAUAAAUCUCUCACCUUGUGAGUUGAUGUUAUUAUUUAGCAUCAUGUGCAUGCCAACUUCCUAAAUUACUCUGAAGUGGCCCCGUGUGGUAUGUGUCCCACACUUAGGGGAUGCUGAACUAGAUUGUCUACUUUUAAGGUCUCUUCUAUCUCUGCUCCUCUAACAUCUGUGGCCUGGGACGUCUUUCCAGAGGUAGUAGGAUGGGAAAAGGUGGAAGGAGGGUUCUGUGAGAACACCACUGCCUAGGCAAAGUUAUGGAGAGGAUUUCAAUCACCAUGUCUGGAAUGCACCGAGGUGAAGAAGUCCAGUUUGGGCCCAUCCACAACCCGGAGCUCCCCCAUGAAAGGGUGCUCCCGAAGCUCCUCCAAUGCCAGCACUCACUCCUCCAGCCGCUCUUACCGAUCUCCAAAUCCCAGGACCUCCCCCAGGUACACCCGGAGCCGAUCCACCUCCUCUGAAAAAAGGUCCUACUCCCGCUCUCCCAGCUAUUCCUCCAAGUCUGGCAAGAGGAGCCCGCCUAGCAGAAGCUCUCGAUCCCGCCGCAGCCCCAGCUACUCCCGCUACAGCCCCAGCAGGGAGCGGGACCCCAAGUACAAUGAGAAGGACUCGCAGCAGCGGGAGCGCGAGCGAGCGCGUCGGAGACGUCGGUCCUACUCGCCCAUGAGGAAGCGCCGGAGAGACUCCCCGAGCCACCUGGAGGCCCGGAGGAUAACAAGUGCUCGGAAACGCCCCAUCCCCUACUAUCGGCCCAGCCCCUCUUCGUCCAGCAGCCUCAGCAGCACCUCUUCCUGGUACAGCAGCAGCAGCAGCCGCUCAGUGACCCGCAGCUACUCCAGGAGCCGGAGUCGCAGCCGGAGCCAGAGCAGGACCCGCACUAGCAGCAGCUCCAGCUCUCGCAGCCCCAGCCUGGGCUCCCGGAGCCGGAGUCAUAGCCGGAGCCGGAGCUAUAGCUCAGCAGACAGCUACUCCAGCACGAGGCGCUAAGCAAGGGCCUUCCCUUGAGCCAGCUGCCCGUGGGGGCCCCUUUCUCUCUGCCAGCCUCCCCCACUACCUGCCCUCCCUGCCUUCUCCUUGGUGACAGAUAUUGAGGGCUCCUGGACCCUGUCCUUCCUGCUUUCCUGGGUAGGAAGAAAAGAGGGUACGGGGGCUUUACCCUCUGUGUCAAGCUGCUAUGAGCCUCCACCAGCACCAUCCUGGGGCUCAACUGAGGCCUGGGCAUAUGAAGAGAAACAUCCUCUUUGGCACAAAAAACCUCAAGGUUUUGUAAGAAGCAGUGGGUUCACAACUCAAAAAUGUGGGCCUGGCUAGGAAAGUGUGGGAACAGUUUUGCUCACCCGCUGCUCAAAGGAUGCAUGUAGAAAGCCAGUGGUAAUUCAUCCCACCUGCCCUCAUUCUCCCCUCGGUCAACCUCAUGGCUGCACGUCUGUGGACCCCCAUAUGGGGGAUAGGUGAGAAAGGAGACCAAGGGCAAGCCAAAGGCAGUUCAGGUCCAAGAUAAGGGGUCAGGCCUUUAACCUCCCCAAAUGGCUAGAGCAAGGGCUCGAAGACUCUUGAGCCCUAGAAGAGGGGACAUACAUAUACGUGGGCAGGGGACAUGGACAUUUGAGUUAGUGAUAGGUAUCAGGAGAUAGGAGAUGGGCCCUCUAUGAGUAUAGAAGCAGAAAGAAAGGCUCAGUCCACUGCUCCAAUGUCUCUGCAUGGUCAGGGGAAGGAACCCAGCAGCUUCCAGCUAUGAAGAGGCCACCACA